CCCAUGCAGCUCCGCCGGCAACCGCUUCCCGCGCCCCGGCCGGGGGACCCGGACCCCGCCGCCCCCCUGCUCGUGCUGCUCCUGCUGCUCGCCCUCCAGGGGGCGGCGGCGGCGCCCGCGGGGCCCGGGGAGCCCACGGACUCCGGGUGGCGUCAGGACGCGGAGCUCCCGCGCGGGCUUCUGUCGCAGGCGGCGCGCGCGGCGCUGCACUUCUUCAACUUCCGCGCGAGCUCGCCCAGCGCCCUUCGAGUUCUGGCUGAGGUGCAGCAGGGCCGCGCUUGGAUUAAUCAAAAGAAGGAAUAUAAAGUUGAUCUGGUGUUUACCACGGAGCUCUACAACCCAGAGGAAGGUAAGGAACAUCUGGGGAAAUGUUCUGCUCGAGUGUUUUUCAGGAAUGAGAAACCCAGACCGGCCAUUAAUAUAACGUGUACUCGGCUCAUUGAGAAGAAGACAAGACAAGAAGAAGAUUAUCGGCUCUACAAGUACAUGAAGCAAUUUAAAAACCUCUUGGAUGUAGUCAGCAUACCUGAUAGUCAUGGACAUAUUGAUCCCUCUCUGAGACCCAUCUGGGAUUUAGCUUUUCUGGGGAGCUCUUACGUGAUGUGGGAAAAGACAACACAGUUUUUACACUACUACAUGGCACAGCUCAGCAGUGUGAAGCAGUGGAAAACAAAUGAAGAUGCAAUUGAUUUUGAUUAUACUGUUCUACUCCAUGAAUUCUCAACACAGGAAAUGAUUCCCUGUCAUAUUCACUUGGUCUGGUACCCCGGCAAACCACUGAAGAUGAAGUACCACUGUCAAGAGCUACAGACACCAGAAGAAGCCUCUGGAACUGAAGAGGGAUCAGCUGUGGCACCGACAGAGCUUAGUAAUUUCUGAAAAGCAAAAAAGAUCUGUUUAUACCAAAUUCUGAACAAAAUGACUACACUAAAUAGCCUAAAUCAUUAUUCUAGUAAAAUAGCCAAGGUAUAAGGCAUUCUAAUAAUUUGGGAAAGCCUGUGAUUACAAGUCAAUACUCAAAAAUUAAAAGAUA
Molecule: messenger RNA, 1033 nt
Organism: Kogia breviceps (pygmy sperm whale)
Lineage: Eukaryota; Metazoa; Chordata; Mammalia; Artiodactyla; Physeteridae
Gene: RARRES1
Product: retinoic acid receptor responder 1
Molecular function (GO): metalloendopeptidase inhibitor activity
Source: RefSeq, a predicted model, not a curated record